GUGACUUGGCUCCAAUUUCCACCUUGUCUCCAUGAAUUCAAUAGUUUAAUAGCUGUUCGGUCACCAUACGGCCGUAAUCAGUGAAUUUAAAAAAAAUGCCACCACCUCUUUCUCAUUGAGCCGCUACAUUUAUAAAAAUACGCGCAGCAAACUUUCCUCGGCUCUCAGCGAGCGGAGAUGAAUUACGAAUUCGAGCGAGAGAGCGGUUUUAUCAAUAGUCAGCCUUCGCUUGCUGAGUGCCUGACAUCUUUCCCCCCUGUCGGUGAUUCAUUUCAAAGUUCAUCAAUCAAGAGCUCGACGCUUUCACACUCGACACUGAUUCCUCCUCCUUUUGAGCAGACCAUUCCCAGCCUCAACCCAGGCAUCCACCCGAGGCAUAGCCGGCCCAGACACAGCCCCGAUGGAUGCAUCCCGCUGCCCACUGCCUCCCUACCCCCGGAAUACCCCUGGAUGCGAGAGAAGAAAGCCUCCAAGAAGAAUCACCUGCCGACUUCCACCGCGACUGCCAUAACGAGUGGACCUGUAUGCUUCUCCCCGAAAGGUUCGCCGGAGAUUCUAGACAGUGGAGGAGAGGGUUCGCGGCGGUUGAGGACUGCGUACACCAACACACAGCUCCUGGAGCUGGAGAAGGAGUUCCACUUCAACAAGUAUCUGUGCCGACCGAGGAGGGUGGAGAUAGCCGCCCUGCUGGACCUCACCGAGCGGCAGGUCAAAGUAUGGUUCCAGAACCGGCGCAUGAAGCACAAGAGGCAGACCCAGUGCAAGGAGAACCACAAUGGCGAAGGGAAAGAGCCGAGUGCUGAGGACAGGACCCAGAGCGACGAGGAGGAGGAUGAGGGCUCGUUGUUUGAGCAGAGCCUCAAUAUAGUGACCGGGGCCCUUAUGGAGAGAGGGGCCUGCUCCUUUCAGCAGAACUCACUCAGUACUUCCCAGCAGCUCCAGAAUGUUGGCCCGCACAAUGGCGUGGCCCAGAGUUACACAGUUUUACCACUGAGCAGCAAUGACAAAAAUCUGAAGCAUUUCCCCAACCCGUCACCCACUGUUCCAGGCUGCGUGUCAACAAUAGGGCCCGGCUCUGCACCUGGCCAGGACAAUGGCGGUAGUCCCGCGGCCCUGGACGUCUCAGUACAAGACUUCCAAGUAUUCUCCUCGGAUUCUUGCCUUCACCUCUCCGAUGCCGCUUCGCCUAGUUUGCCAGAAUCCCUGGACAGCCCCGUGGACAAUCUGGACAUAUCUACCGACAGCUUCUACUUUUUCUCGGAGUCAUUAACUACAAUUGACUUACAGCAUCUGAGCUAUUGAAAUCAAUGAAAAAUAGAGCAAGACUUUCAACCUGGAACAUUUAAAGAAAGAAAAAAACUCCGGUAUUAACUAUGAAGUUAAUUUUGGUGGUUGUUUAAUAUGAUCGGCACAUUUCCUUUUUAUUGAUUAAUUGAUUAGACCUAGUCGAUUAAUUCAAGGUAAGAGUCUGGAAAAAAUAUACCAUUGUGGCCUGCAAUUACAAUAACACAAUGAUUUCUUAAGAUGCAAUAUUAUGGGUUUGUGAAAAGUUGCACAACAGUAUGAAU
Molecule: messenger RNA, 1568 nt
Organism: Salvelinus namaycush (lake trout)
Lineage: Eukaryota; Metazoa; Chordata; Actinopteri; Salmoniformes; Salmonidae
Product: homeobox protein Hox-A2a-like
Exons: 2
Coding region: 178-1302 (374 amino acids)
Biological process (GO): regulation of DNA-templated transcription
Molecular function (GO): DNA-binding transcription factor activity, RNA polymerase II-specific; DNA binding
Source: RefSeq, a predicted model, not a curated record